GAGCCAAGCCCCGCCCCUCCGGGCGUGCCGCGGUGACGUCAGUGACCCACUCCGCCGCAGCGCCCUCGCAGGCCGCGCCGCCACAGGAGCCGCUCGCCGGCCCCGCCGCCCUGGCCGCCAUGCCGUCGGACCGGCCCUUCAAGCAGCGCCGCACCUUCGCGGAUCGUUGUAAAGAAGUGCAGCAGAUCCGAGAGCAGCAUCCCAACAAAAUCCCGGUCAUCAUCGAACGCUAUAAAGGGGAGAAACAGCUGCCAGUGUUGGACAAGACCAAGUUCCUUGUCCCAGACCACGUCAACAUGAGUGAAUUGGUCAAAAUAAUCCGGCGUCGCUUGCAGCUGAAUCCCACCCAGGCUUUCUUCCUGCUGGUGAACCAGCACAGCAUGGUGAGUGUGUCUACCCCCAUCUCGGAGAUCUACGAGCAAGAGAAGGAUGAGGACGGCUUCCUCUACAUGGUCUAUGCUUCCCAGGAGACCUUUGGCUACUGAAGCCUGCUGAGAGGUGGCAUGUGGAGAUGGAUGAACUGUGGCAUAAAGGCCCCUGGCCUUGGAAGACAACACAACCAGAGGCUGGCAAGAGGAGGACUGUGCUGAGUCCCUUUUUCUUCUUCUCUCCCCUUCCCAUCGCCCUCUCACCAAAGAGGCUCGUGGCAUGUGUUGGACUCACACAACCCUUCACCUCUGUGUAGAUCAGUCCCGCUCCCUCCACACACAUGCAGCCAAGUGCAGACACUUGUGUGUGCACACGUGCGGCCUCAGCUUCCCAUUGCAUCCCCUUGGUGUAACCUGCAGCUGCUCUCACUGUGCUCUCUGUGUGUGUGUGUGUGCGUUUGUAGCCUGCUGCCAAGACAGCUCAGCCAGGGAUGGAGAGAGGACAGUACACUGUCCCCUUGGCUUCCAGCACAGGGAGAGGAGCCACCUCCCCUCCAAGACACUAAUGAAGGGCAGGAGGUCUGCAAAAGCAGCAAAAGAUGUUCCCAUUGCUCCCCAGUUUUAAUUGAUUUAAUUACACCCAUAUCAGAUUCUUGGUGCUACUGAGUAGAUGUAGGCGUCUCUAUAGGACUGUGGAUAAUGUAUAUCCUUUAGAUUUAUUUUAUUGUUUUCUCGUUUGUGGUUUGGUUUUGGGUUUUUUUUAGGGAUAGAUUGGAAUGGGGAUGGGGGGGGAUAUCUUUCCUGUAUUCUGUAGGUAAAUAAAUCAGGCUUCAUUGCACUUUAAAGCAUAGUAGAUGUCAGAGUGGAACUUACUUUUAAUUUAUACAGGUUUGCCAUAUAUAGUGCUGCUCCUCUGUUGACAGUUGUACCUAGAUUGUCUUUGGGGUUUCGUUUUUAAUAAAACUGAUUUCCCUUCUCUCUGUCUGCCCAUUGCAUGCAAUUUUUCAGUCUCUGUGUGGCAAAGAGUUCAUUCAAGGAAUGUACUGAUUUAUAUUUGCUAUGUUCCUGUUCCUGUUUCUCAUGUAUUAUACCAAAAAAAUGUAUAUGAUAAAAUCCCACCCAGUUUAAUCUAUACAAAGGUAUAUAUAUAUAAAUAUAUAUAUAAAAUAAACAUAAAUUCAA
This is a messenger RNA of Neopsephotus bourkii (Bourke's parrot), 1550 nucleotides long. It is a transcript of the gene MAP1LC3A, whose product is annotated as microtubule associated protein 1 light chain 3 alpha. The transcript is spliced from 4 exons. The record is from RefSeq and is a predicted model, not a curated record. Gene Ontology annotation, cellular component: cytosol; autophagosome membrane; autophagosome. Gene Ontology annotation, biological process: cellular response to nitrogen starvation; autophagosome assembly; macroautophagy. NCBI's taxonomy places the organism in Eukaryota, Metazoa, Chordata, Aves, Psittaciformes, Psittacidae. The coding region runs from base 120 to 485 and encodes 121 amino acids. Gene Ontology annotation, molecular function: ubiquitin protein ligase binding.